This is a messenger RNA of Octodon degus (degu), 2517 nucleotides long. RefSeq names its product protocadherin gamma-A6. Bases 58 to 2517 code for a protein of 819 amino acids. Gene Ontology annotation, biological process: homophilic cell-cell adhesion. The record is from RefSeq and is a predicted model, not a curated record. NCBI's taxonomy places the organism in Eukaryota, Metazoa, Chordata, Mammalia, Rodentia, Octodontidae. Gene Ontology annotation, cellular component: plasma membrane. Gene Ontology annotation, molecular function: calcium ion binding. The transcript has a single exon.
UGGUGUGGACCUGUUCUUUUUACUCUUAACCCCAGGGAAAUCCACAAUAACACAGUCAUGGCGGCUCUGCAGAGACGCCUGCACCUCAGCGAGUUGCUGCUGUUCUCCAUUCUCCUGCAGUCUCUGUGGGGGGCUGAAGGAGGGACUGAACAGAUCCGCUACUCCAUCCCAGAGGAGCUAGAGAAAGGUUCCUUUGUAGGCAGCAUCGCCAAGGACUUGAGAUUACAACACCAGGAGAUGGCUGAGCGCGGAGUCCGCAUCGUCUCCAGAGGUAGGACCCAGCUUUUCUCUCUCAACCCGCGCAGCGGCAGCUUGGUCACCGCGGGCAGGAUAGACAGGGAGGAGCUGUGCGCCCAGAGCGCACGGUGUCUGGUGAAUUUUAACAUCCUUGUGGAGGAUGAAAUGAAGCUUUAUCCUGUGGAAGUGGAAAUAGUGGACAUUAAUGACAAUGCACCCCGAUUCUUAACGGAAGAAUUGGAAGUGAAAAUUACUGAAAACGCAGCCCUAUCUUCUCGUUUUCUGCUAAUGGAGGUCUAUGAUCCUGAUGUUGGAGUGAACUCUCUUCAGGACUUAAAGCUUAGCAGUAAUAGCCACUUCUCAGUGGCUGUGCAAAGCCAAGCACAUGGAGCCAAGUACCCAGAGCUCAUACUUGAGCAUUCCCUGGACCGGGAGCGAGAAGCAGUUCACAAUCUGGUCCUUACUGCCCUAGAUGGGGGUGACCCUGUCCGCUCAGGUGUAGCUCGAAUUCUGGUAACUGUCCUAGAUGCGAAUGACAAUGCCCCAGUUUUUACUCAGCCUGUGUACCAAGUAAGUGUUCCUGAAAAUCUGCCAGUAGGGACACCAAUGUUAGCUGUAAAUGCCACUGACCUGGAUGAAGGAGGGAACGCAGAAGUAACAUAUUCCUUUGUGAAGACCACAGAAAAGAUCUCACAGAUAUUCUGCUUGAAUGUUUUGACUGGAGAAAUUUCAACUUCUGCAACUCUAGACUAUGAAGACUCCAGCUUUUAUGAGCUGGAUGUGGAAGCCCGGGAUGGGCCAGGUCUUCAAGACAGAGCAAAAGUUCUAAUAUCCAUCUUGGAUGUGAAUGAUAAUGUGCCAGAAGUGGUUGUUACCUCUGGAAGCAGAACAAUUGCUGAAAAUGCUCCUCCAGGAACAGUAAUUGCUCUCUUGCAAGUGUAUGAUCGGGACUCUGGACUGAAUGGCAUGGUGGUGUGUUCUAUCUCGAAAAGUCUCCCAUUUGAAUUGGAGAAAUCAGUAGACAAUUAUUAUCGAUUAAUGACAAAUGCAGCUCUAGAUCGGGAAAAGGCAUCCUUCUACAACCUCACUGUGAUAGCCACAGACAGAGGAACUCCACCUCUGUCUACAGAAAAGCUCAUCUCCCUAAGUGUGGCAGACACUAAUGACAAUGCGCCUGUCUUCUCCCAGUCAUCCUAUUCUGUCUAUGUCCCUGAAAACAACCCCAGAGGUUCCUCCAUCUUCUCUGUAAAUGCAAUAGACCUUGACAGUGAGGAAAAUGCUCAAGUCACCUACUUCCUGGCUGAGGACACUCUCCAUGGUGUGCCUCUGUCCUCCUACCUUUCCAUUAACUCCAACACUGGUGUCUUGUAUGCACUUCGCUCUUUUGAUUAUGAGCAGUUUAAAGACCUGCAGUUACUUGUGACAGCCAAAGAUAGUGGGAACCCACCACUCAGCAGCAAUGUGUCACUGAGCCUAUUUGUGCUGGAUCAGAAUGAUAACACACCUGAGAUCCUGUACCCCACUCUUCCCACUGAUGGCUCUACUGGGGUGGAGCUGGCACCCCGAUCUGCUGAGCCUGGAUAUCUUGUGACCAAGGUGGUGGCAAUAGAUAGAGACUCAGGUCAGAACGCCUGGCUCUCCUACCGCCUGCUCAAGGCUAGUGAACCAGGGCUGUUCUCUGUGGGGCUGCACACAGGUGAGGUGCGUACAGCAAGAGCCCUGCUGGACAGAGACACACUCAAGCAGAGCCUCGUGGUAGCUGUGCAAGAUCAUGGCCAGCCUCCUCUCUCGGCCACUGUCACACUCACUGUGGUGGUGGCCAACAGCAUCCCAGAUGUUCUGGCCGACUUGAGCAGUUUUGAGCCCCCCAAAGACUCUGAUGCCUCAGGCCUCACAUUCUACCUGGUGGUGGCAGUGGUCAUUGUUUCCUGCAUCUUCUUCACCUUUGUUAUGGGGCUGCUGGGGCUCAAACUGAAGCACUGGCACAAGUCAAGCUUGAUGAAGUCUACAAAUGGGGGUUUGCCUAAUGUGCCCAUCUCACACUUUGUGGGCAUGGAUGGGGUGCAGGCUUUCCUGCAGACCUAUUCGCAUGAGGUCUCCCUUACCUCAGACUCACGGAAGAGCCACCUGAUAUUCCCACAGCCCAACUAUGCCCACACACUCAUCAGUCAGGAGGGCUGUGAGAAAAUUGAGCCUCUUUUGAUACAGGAAGGGUCCGGUUUGGGUAAAGAGGAAGACUCCCUUGUUCAGGUAAGGCUAUUGCUGUUACUCUUUUAUUGA